Messenger RNA from Fraxinus pennsylvanica, 360 nucleotides. The record is from the annotation of a GenBank genome assembly. Lineage: Eukaryota; Viridiplantae; Streptophyta; Magnoliopsida; Lamiales; Oleaceae.
AUGGGUGGAAAGUGUCCGCACCGGAGCGUGAAGAAGCGCCGCUACUCUCACAAAACUGCUCGACGAACCAAAUUUCUUCUUAAAGGCGACGAUGCUGUUUAUGAUGACCUUCAUAAAGCAGAUGGAGAGGGGAAACCCUUGCCUGUUGAUGAAGACCUCCCCGGAAUGGGCCAAUAUUACUGUCUACACUGCGAUCGGUAUUUCGCUAACGUGUCGGUGAGGGAUGAGCAUUUCAAGACUAAAAAGCAUAGGAGGCGUGUGAAGCAAAUGAUGGGGCCUGCACCUCACACACAACUUGAUGCUGAACUAGCUGCUGGGAUGGGCAUGCCGGAUAAUGGUCCAAAGUUGAUGUCAAUGUGA